GAUGUGCGUCCGCUUCCUUUGCAUCCGCAUACGCAUUUUAAUUGAGCUUUAAUUUUCCUUUAUCUAUUGCCGAAACAGUCAUUACAUGUGUAUUUUGUGUCUUGUUUAAGUGUUGUGUUGUUUGCAUCCGUUUCAAUGUGUUUUAAACAUGAAGAGCGUGGAAGAGAUAGAAGAUUUUUACGGUGUGUAUUUGUUGGUGAGCAAAAGCCCCAAUCCCAAGUUUGCCGGUCGCACCUACAUUGGCUAUACUGUUGAUCCGAACCGACGCAUAAAGCAACAUAAUCGCGGAGAAGACGCUGGCGGUGCUAGACGAACAUCCAACCGUGGACCAUGGACGAUGGUGCUAAUAGUACAUGGCUUUCCGAACAACAUCUCUGCACUACGGUUCGAAUGGGCAUGGCAGCAGCCUCGCGUUUCCCGCCGGCUUAAGCAAAUCCCCGAGCUGCAGAAAAAGUUACGCAAAGAAUCGAACUUCGAGUACAACUUUCGCAUACUGACGGAGAUGCUGCGAAUGGGACCGUGGAACCGAUUGCCACUCGUCGUCCGCUGGUUUGCGGAUGAAUUUCAUCGGGAAUUCGAGGUUGGGAAAAAGCCACCCCUACACAUGCCCAUCUGUUUCGGUCGUAUCAAGAAGGUGAGGCGGAAGAAAGCGAACAAGCAACCGAUAGAAGGGCGACACACUGUGCAUCCGCCACCGACCAAACAAACCGUAUCGAAUCGGGCGAAGAAUAGUAAAAUAGCGAUCAAUUACGAUUUCGAUGAGUACGAUCUGCUUGUGAUGGGUGGUGAGAAAAUCGAUGAUGCUGGCGAUGCUGCUGUAAACCGCCCCAGUGUGCCACCGAUUAUGCCAGCGACAACAAUGGCUGACGAGAGUGUGGUGAUUAGUUCCGACUCCGAGAGUGACAACGGCAGGGCAGAAGGGGAGCAUGCUUCACAAUCUACGGCGCAAAAGUGUACCAUCUGCGCUGGUGAGCUAAUGCAGGAGCAGGAGGAGGAGGAGAUGAAGCAGGACGCUGAACGGAGGCAGGGUGAUUUAAUUUUAAGAUGCUUACAGUCACGAUGUCCGUUGGCCUGUCAUGUGGAGUGUUUGGCCGAACUGGUCCUAGAACCGGGUCAGUACGUUCCGGUCGAAGGUGACUGUCCGCACUGCGAGGGACACUUUCUGUGGGGUGACAUCAUACGCAAAGCGAACGGUUGUAGCGAUUUGGUAGACGAUACAGACAACGUUGACCCAGUUGUGUUGGAUGAGGUGUCGGAUGAAGGUGAAUAAACUGGGAAGUGAAGCUUUAAAGUUGGAAUUCCGGAGAAGCAAACGGUAAGAUCUACCACUAUUAGAUAAUUAAAUAAUAAGUAAUGUGCGACACAUGUUAUGUAGUCACAUCGUCGAGAUUCGUUGCAUUGUCGUGUGCUGUUAUGUUUGGUAUCAUUCUUAGAAUGGAGCUAGACAACGACAUUUCAGUGUAAAAUCACGUUUAAAUUUUGAUAUUAAAGCUAUAAAAUACUGAGCAAAUUCAAUUAAGGAACUUUUGCAGUGUUAGCCUCUUUGUGAGAAAUCCCACUAGAUCUGUAUGUGCCUUCCAUUUUAAUCGUUAAUAAGUGACAGUCGUUGCCGCCAAAUUUUGGCGCUAAGGCAUCAAUGUUUGACUCUUUUAGGAAUCAUGAUAAUUCUACAAAGUAUUUGAGCAGAUUUAUAACACAUUUACAUCACAUAUACACUGCAAAAAUCGUGUAAUUUGAUAGUUUUUUUAUUCAGGAGGGGAUGUUAGUGAAAAAAUAAUGAAAUUUUAAAAUUUUUAAAGCCCUUGUUUACACCUGAAAAUGCAUGCCAACUUUUUGCACUGCAUUAAAUCUCCCAAAAUUAGCUUAAAUAAUUUGUUACAUUUUAAAUUCUAUCAAUUACAUUAUUAACUACAUAACAUAAAUUCUAUAAUUUUGAAACCCACAGUUU
This is a messenger RNA of Anopheles arabiensis, 1948 nucleotides long. RefSeq names its product structure-specific endonuclease subunit SLX1 homolog (gene slx1). Gene Ontology annotation, cellular component: Slx1-Slx4 complex. The record is from RefSeq and is a predicted model, not a curated record. The coding region runs from base 149 to 1270 and encodes 373 amino acids. Gene Ontology annotation, biological process: double-strand break repair via homologous recombination. Gene Ontology annotation, molecular function: crossover junction DNA endonuclease activity; 5'-flap endonuclease activity. The transcript is spliced from 4 exons. NCBI's taxonomy places the organism in Eukaryota, Metazoa, Arthropoda, Insecta, Diptera, Culicidae.